AUGGCGUCCUCGCAGCGGCCUCAAUUCGUGUCUUUGGGCAUGUUCAUAAUCGAUGAAUUCGAGUAUCUUGACGAUGACGGCAGACCGACGGGAAGAUCUCUCGCGCCCCAGGAAAGCCAGGCAUCCUUCACCUGCUACCAGCUACCAGCGGAGAAAGUGGGCAUGAUCAUCGACCGAGGGACCGACUUCCCUCUCUGGAUACAGGAGAAGCUAGACUCGUAUGGCCCCACUAUGUGGUUGUUCAGAGAUCAUGCAGAUCGUGGUACCACCCGGGCAUUGAACUCUUACAAAGGAGAUCUACGAGGCUUCAAGUAUCUGACCUCGCGAAUCCGGAUAACUCCCCGAGACUUGGCUGGUACUCGCCUUGCACAUCCGACGGCCUUGCACUUUAUAUGCUCGCCGUCGAGAGCUGCCGUGAUCACCUCCGAAGUUCACGCAGAGCCAGGCUGGGAUCCCAUAACCAUUUACGAGCCCAUACCUGAUAGGUGUGUCCCGGAGGAAUUGCCAGCCCUCAUCGAAGUACUUCCCGCGAUAUCCAUCCUUAGCCCUAAUGCAGAAGAGGCUUUGUCCCUCCUGUCCAUGGGUCCUACUGUUACAAGAUCAGCAGUAGAGGAGGCAGCUGCUCGCUUUCUGGAAUACGGAGUAGGUGGGAAUGGUGACGGAUGGGUGAUCAUAAGGAGUGGUAGUCUGGGCGCUUACAUCACAACCCGACGCAAAGGUGGGCAGUGGAUACCUGCUUUCUGGUCUGACAACGCCGAGAAGGUGGUUGAUGUCACUGGUGCGGGGAAUGGGUUCCUAGGCGGACUUGGUGCUGGUCUCCUGCUGGGUCUUGGGGACGUCUAUGAAGCCGUAUUUUACGCAACGGUUUCAGCGUCUUUUAUCAUCGAACAAGAAGGAUUGCCACGCCUGUCAGCGGCGGAAGACGCUUCGGAACUGUGGAACGACGACUCACCACAGCGAAGGCUAGAAGAGCUACGAGCGAGGGUAGGCCAGUUGAAGUUAUAG
Molecule: messenger RNA, 1005 nt
Organism: Gloeophyllum trabeum ATCC 11539
Lineage: Eukaryota; Fungi; Basidiomycota; Agaricomycetes; Gloeophyllales; Gloeophyllaceae
Product: Ribokinase-like protein
Exons: 7
Coding region: 1-1005 (334 amino acids)
Source: RefSeq, a predicted model, not a curated record